Mytilinidion resinicola is the source of this 1180-nucleotide messenger RNA. RefSeq names its product methyltransferase. The record is from RefSeq and is a predicted model, not a curated record. The transcript has a single exon. The coding region runs from base 66 to 803 and encodes 245 amino acids. NCBI's taxonomy places the organism in Eukaryota, Fungi, Ascomycota, Dothideomycetes, Mytilinidiales, Mytilinidiaceae.
CUGAACACCUUUUUUACUAUACCGACACCUUCCCCCCGCCCAUAGACAGCACUCAUCCCAUCGCAAUGGCCGAACAAACUGCUCCACCGCUCGACCCUAAUCCUCAAUACGACCCCCCUGCCGACCUCAAAUCCCGCAUGAAAGCCUCCUACGACGCAAUCGCCCCGAAAUACAACGAAUGGACAGUCUCGCACUCGGCCACGCGCCUCCGCUACCUAGACCAGCUGCUCAGCCGCCUGCCCACCACCACCUCCCCAUCAGCCCCCGUCUCCGUGCUCGAGCUAGGUGCCGGCUGCGGCCUCCCCGUCACCCAGAAGCUGCUCGCCCACGCCAACCUCUCCGUCACAGCAAACGACAUCUCCAGCGCCCAGCUCUCGAUCGCCCGCGCCAACCUACUGCCCGACGACCCGCCCGGCCCGGCCCACGGCCGCCUUACGCUGCUCGACGGCGACAUGCUCGCGCUCGACUUCGCGCCGGCGGUCUUCGACGCCGUCGUCGGCAUGUACUCGAUCAUCCACCUGCCGCGCGCCGAGCAGGUCGAGAUGCUGCGCAAGAUCGUGGCGUGGCUGAAGCCGGGCGGGUGGCUGCUGGCGAACUUCGCGGCGGACGAGUUUGCAGGGGCAGAGGCGCAGAACUGGCUGGAGGAGGAAAAGGGGUGGAUGUUUUGGAGUGGCUGGGGGAGCGAGGGGACGCUGGAGAAGGUGAGAGAGGCGGGGCUGGAGGUGGUCGUGCGAGAGACGGUGGAGGAUUUGCCGGAUGAGAAGUUCUUCUUGUGGAUUUUGGCUAAGAAGAGCGAGUCGUGAAAAUGUUAAAUGUGAGGGCGGAAAGGGGUGAGUAGAGGGAUUGGUCUUGAGGUCUUCAAUGAAUUGAAGGGGAAAAACCACUAAUUGCGAUUUUUGAGCCGCAACCAGCAUAAUAGCAAGGCUCGACUCUUCGUACAUCCGUGAGAUUUAUCGAAGAGAUAGUGGUUAACAUAAAGUUACGUACGUUAUUGAACCCAAGCCGUUGCCCAGGAGCGCUCAUCGUUGCCCAGUUAGUGCUGUUAGAUAGGCGCCGAGUAGUGGGGGCCAUCAAAAUCCUUGUUGGCUACACUCUCUCUUCUUUUUACAGGAUCUUUAGAUAUAUGCUCUAUAGAUUGACUAGAACAAAAAUUCCGAAAAGCCUCAACAGGUUCCAUUGA